Molecule: messenger RNA, 957 nt
Organism: Daucus carota subsp. sativus
Lineage: Eukaryota; Viridiplantae; Streptophyta; Magnoliopsida; Apiales; Apiaceae
Product: probable BOI-related E3 ubiquitin-protein ligase 3
Exons: 3
Coding region: 1-957 (318 amino acids)
Biological process (GO): regulation of programmed cell death
Molecular function (GO): ubiquitin-protein transferase activity
Source: RefSeq, a predicted model, not a curated record
AUGGCAUUCCAGCAAACUCAAGAAAUCCACUUUUCUAGGCACAUCACUACAACCAAGAGCGAAUCUGUGAUUGAGCACUCAGCUGCAGCAAGGUUUAACACUCCUGUGCAGAUGGGUGCUACAAAUCCUUUUGCUACGACCAUGGAGAACCCUUGGUUGGGCAUGAAUCACAUGUUCUUAGGUUCAAAUGAGAUGGUGAUUCAAGCACAAACUACUCCAACCACUUCCACUCACAGUGGACCGGCCAACAGCCCACCAGCUGAUGAAAACAGAAAGCGUCCCAGAGUUUCAAUGGAAAAUCUGUUUUACAAUCUCAAUGUCAAUAUUCCUAUUGAGGACUCUCCUGCCCUUGAAAGUAUCAAAAAUGACAUGACAGUACUUUUGGAGACUGACCGUAUGCUUUCUCAACAAACCAAGAGGGUUAGAACACAGUUUGCGGAGAAACAAAGCCAAGCAGUGGGGCUUCUAGUUGAUAGCGUCAGAAACUCUCUUCAGAAAGAAUUGAAGGAAAAAGAUGAGGAGAUUGUGAACAUGCGGAAAACCAAGAUGGACCUCAUAGAAAAAGGAAACAGUCUUCUUCAUCUGACCAAAGAAUGGAAAAAAUAUGCAACCACUUGUGAAAUCAAGCUCAUGUCUUUGCGCAACGACAUGGAAGAGCUCAUGGCUGAAAAUAGGAGGCUGAAGGAGCUUGUGUGGGCAUGUGAUGCUGUGGCUGGCCCCCCUGUGGAGCAGGAUGGCAAGUCUUACUGGGGAAGUGAUGCUCAAGAGUGCAUAGAAGUAAAAGUGGAAGAGGCCGGUGAAACUGUGGCGAAGAAAGUGCAGACUGGAGCUGCUGAAACUGGGGAGGGUAGUGGCGAGAAUAUGUGUAAGAGCUGCGGUAAAAGGGAGAUGACCUUUUGGGGGAUGCCAUGCAGUCAUGCCUGUGCCUCCCCGAAGACUGCUAGCCCCAAGAAAUGA